AUGGCGCUCCCCAACGUCGCCCACCACUGGCGACCAGAGGAAUUUCGCAUGCUCUAUCGCGGCUACUAUCGCGAACCCCUGCCGGCGCGGGUGAUUGAGGGACUUUCGCUGCCGGAGCCGGCCGGAUCCACGGACGCCGGCGUCGCGGCGCCGACGGGGGAGGCUUUUUUUAACGAGUUGUUUCGUUGCCUGCGGAGUACGGUGCGGCGGCAUCAGUACCUCGCACUUCAUGCGCUUCUUCUCCAUCUAUGGUGUGCGCCCGACGGGGAGAACCCCCGCGUGCUCGCGGGCUCUUCUCAACCUGAUGUCUCUCUGAAGGAGCGAUGCGUGCACGGCCCGGACUGUGGGGCUUUUGUGUUUUUCGUCCUUGAGGUGCUAUCCACCGCCGCCCAUCCUGCGGCCUGUCAAAUGGCGGCAGCAUGCCUGCUGAUGCUGCUCCGACAAGAAAAGGAUGAGUUUGUGGAGGUGUUGAGUGAGAUCGGAGCCCCCCUGAGCGAUCCUGUGGAGAACGGAGAAGAAGAGGCGGUCGGCCGGGAUGCUUCAAAAAACGAAAAAAACAAGCAAGAAGGUGGCGGGAACCUGUCAGAGAGAGACGUGGAUGGGCUUGAAUUACCUUUUGCGGAGAUAUCCGAACAACUUCGUGACGACGACGAUCGCAGGAUUGGGCUUGAGAAGAUGGGUUACACCAAUCGCAUCAUGGCCGCCAUGCCGAUGCUUGUCAUGGAGCCCGCUUCUUCUUCUUCGCCUUCCCGUCGCGUGACGGGGGAUUCUGGUGGGGACGUGGAGGAGACCGGGUUUGGCCUGGAGCAGCUGUGGCUUCAGCUGCUGCUGUAUGGGGAUAUCAGCUCGCCACGGGUGGCGCGGCGGGUGGCCGAGGACCCCGCCUUCGUCUCGUGGUCGAAACUGCAGCUGCAGCGGGUGGUACUCGGGGAGCGGCCGAUGGCGAGCCUCACGCAGCAUCUGUUGGUGUGGUAUCGCCUGAUGCGCGUACCGGCGGCCGCGCGGGGGCUCCUUCGGCCCUCCCCUUCCUCUAGCGGGUACGAGCCGUGGGGGCUGUAUGUUCUCUUCGCGUGCACCCUAAAGCCGGAGGAGGGGUUGUCGAUGGACGCGGUGCGGGCCCUGACGCUUACGUUUAUGCUCGUGCGGGAGAUGGUGCGGUAUGGGCUUGCCGGGGAGGUGCUCCGCGACGUCGGCGAGGCGCUUCUGACGGAUGGCCUGCGCGUAGGAUCGGCGAUGGUGCUGGAGAUGUGGGAUUUGGCCGCCGAGCAGCCGCCCACGGCUGUAGGUGGGGAGCAGGGGCAUCCAAGGAUGGAGGAGGGUUAUUUUCGUGAGGCCGCGUUAGCCGCAAUGGAGUUAUGUCGGUCGACAAAAGCGGCCCCGUUGCCCGAGCGGGAGGAUGGUGUGCAUCAGGCCUUGCAGACCUUGGUGAGUGCGACCUGUCGGCACUACCUCGCGACGUACUUCCGGACGCAUCCCAUCGACUGCUUCCGACUCCAUGGGACGGCGGUGGAGACGCAGGAGCGCAUCCAGGGCUUCCUUAGCCAAUCAGUUCUGUGCUCGGAUUUACUCACCGAGUCUUUUCUCCGUUUAAGCCUUCCCUUACCACGCCCAAAACAGCCUUCAGACGUGUUCAGCCGCGUCAUAGUGGGUUGUCUGCGAUCACAUGCCCACCUGCCGGAAAACCUAGAGGAAGUGGCUGGCCAGGAGGCUGAAGGUGGUACUGGCGGGCUGUUGCCCGCUCCUCCCUCGUGCCUUCCCGGAUUCACUGCCCAGCGGGAACCAUCGCAGCACUGGCAACUAGCACUGAAAGCCACACUGACGCAUGCCAAUACGCGUCUAAUGCACGCGAUCGCGUGCAGCUUCCCUGCUAUUAAUAAGGACGCAAUUUUGGGAUAUGCGGCAUCCAUGAGCUCCAAGUAUGUAUUCGCAUGCCUGGCAAUUCGAAGCCAUGCCCAGUAUCGUCUUCUUCCCGAUGAGGUGUGCACGGCGGUGGAGGUGAUGCUCUUGUUGCAAGAAUUUACCGCCGCUGAUGACAUCGCCAGGAAAGGUCAGGAGGAUAAGGAUGCUGAUGUAGCAAGCCGCACCUACCACCGCGAUGCGCACCUGACGGCGCUGUUCGUCCUGCAGAGCAUCGCCAUCACAAAGCACUGCCUGGAUGUGUUACCCCGGGCGAUCGCGUGUUUACUUAGCCAUGGGAGCGCGUUGGAGCUCGACGCCGAGGCCCACGGCGAGCCUUUGGUGGAGCUGGGCAAGGCCUUGCAGGAUGGUGUGGUGGCGGCUCCCAGCGAAGGGGGGGGAGGCCUCGCCGCCGCCGGGGUGCCCCGGCCAUGGGCGAUCGCGCCGCUUUACGACGAUUGCUUCGCGCAGAAGGCGUUGUGGGCGGCGUGGCUGCGCCGGCUGCUCCGCCUUCACCAGGACGUCAAAAACGUCCUCGGCUGGGAGGCAUUGCUCACCCACACCCUGCUGUGGGUGUUGCCGCGGCGACAGGAGCUCUUCGCGGACGCCGCAAUCCCCUUCAACGACGACAAGGCCGAGGACGAGGGCGACGCGGAGGGGGCCCUGGUUGGCCUCAUCACCGACCUCGCGGGGUUGUUGCUUUCGCCGACGCCACUCGACGCCGGCUUUUCGUUCGCCGCGUCGGAGACGUUGGGUGUGGCUCUCCGCGCGUUCGCCAGCCCCGAGGCGGAGGACGGCCUGCCGUGGCCGAUCGCGGCGGCGUUGACGUUGACGGCCACGCGCUGCUCCCCUUCGACGGCGCUCGCCGUGGCGCGGGUGCUGCUCGCAACGCCGCUCCUCCCUCACUCGGGGCGGCCGUUGACGGGCGCGGGCCCGCGCGGGAUCGCCCAGCUUCGCCUGCUGGAUGGCCUUCAGGCGUGGAAGACGCGCCGUUUCGACUGCCGGGCGCCGUGUUGGGGACUGGAGGAGAUGGUUUCCUUGAUUCAGUUGCUGGGGGUUCUUCUCGCGGGCUUUGAAGAGGGGGUUGAAGAUGGGAUGACCUUGGAGGUGUUUUCUGUGGAUGACUGGACGCGCCUCAUCUCGGACGCGGAGCGCUUCCAUGUAUGGUGUCUGCGCGCGUUGGCCGAGGGAAUUUUCCAUGAAUUCCUCAACGAGCGCCAAAGGCGGCGAAGCCAAGGUGUAAACGGCAAAUUGUUAAGCUUUAUGGAAAGAGAGGUACUACGCACCACUUUAGAGGAGGUUGACUGGAAGCCAAGAGUUUUAUGGUCGCAUCUGCAAGACUGA
Molecule: messenger RNA, 3240 nt
Organism: Phytomonas sp. EM1
Lineage: Eukaryota; Euglenozoa; Kinetoplastea; Trypanosomatida; Trypanosomatidae
Source: the annotation of a GenBank genome assembly